AGUAUCAUACACAGGAUGCAGUAUCAUACAGAUCAUCAGUGAUCACUCCCAUCCUUCUCUUCUCCUGGGAAUCGCGACGAGCCAGCAGUAUUCACACAAAACCCCAUCCUUACCACCCAUAAUCAAACAAUCACGAUGAUCGCCCGCAUCGCUAUCGCCGCGCUCCUCGCCACCCCUUGUGCGCUCGCCGCCGCCGUCCCAAAAGCCCCCUCCAACCCCAUUGUGGGAGGAAAGGAUGCUGCUCACCACGACUGGCUCGCCAUGAUCCGCAUGAACGGUUCUCCAACCGCCAACUGCGGCGGCACCAUCAUCGCCGAGAACAUCCUCCUCACCGCCGGACACUGCUCCGUGGACGAGAGCGGCAAGCCCUCUAACCCCGACGGCAUGCUCGUCUCCGCCGUCCGUUACGACCAGAGCAAGUCGACGGCGGAGGAAGGCGGUAUCGACUACGAUGUUACCAAGAUCAUCCCCCACCCCGAAUUCACCCAGAACCCGGUGCCGUUGAACGAUCUCGCCAUCUGGGUGCUCAAGCGUAAGACCGCCGGCGGCAAGACGCAACCUACCGCCUCCCUCUCCACCGAUGCCACCACACCCGCCUCGUUGAUCGUGUCCGGGUGGGGAACCCUCUCCUCCGGUGGCGAGCAACCCGACAUCCUGCAAGAGGUCUCCGUGCCCAUCAUGGACCAGAAGAAAUGCCAGCAGUACCUCGGCGGUGCUGAAAACGCGCCCGACUCGACCAUCUGCGCUGGCAAGGACGAGGGAGGUGUCGACUCGUGCCAGGGCGAUUCGGGAGGCCCGUUGUUCUCCACCAACGCCGGCCAGGCUACCCUCUACGGAAUUGUCUCGUGGGGUAACGGAUGCGCCGCUGCCAAGCAACCGGGAGUCUACACCCGUGUUAGCUCGUUUGCCGACUGGAUCAAGGAGCAAAUCGCUGCGAACUCUGGUGGUGCCCACUGAGGACCCCGCCCCGACGGAUGCGCCUGAGCCGACCGAAACCUCUGUGCCGACCGAAACCUCUGUGCCGGAGCCUACGGAGGAGCCUACCACCGGUCGCCGUCCUCAC
This is a messenger RNA of Fimicolochytrium jonesii, 1063 nucleotides long. RefSeq lists its product as uncharacterized. Gene Ontology annotation, biological process: proteolysis. The transcript is spliced from 3 exons. Gene Ontology annotation, molecular function: serine-type endopeptidase activity. The record is from RefSeq and is a predicted model, not a curated record. NCBI's taxonomy places the organism in Eukaryota, Fungi, Chytridiomycota, Chytridiomycetes, Spizellomycetales, Powellomycetaceae. Bases 136 to 957 code for a protein of 273 amino acids.